Messenger RNA from Ambispora leptoticha, 1210 nucleotides. Lineage: Eukaryota; Fungi; Glomeromycota; Glomeromycetes; Archaeosporales; Ambisporaceae. The record is from the annotation of a GenBank genome assembly.
AAAAGGAUUAUUUUCAUCUUCAUUAACAGCAUCUGAAAAACUAUUGCACCGAUUUAAAACAAUUGAUCGUUCAUUCAAGAAAUUUUACCAACGUCAUCGUCAAAACAAUCAUCAACGGAACGACUUUUACUGUUGUUAUUCUAACUUCUCAACAAAAGCGAACUUAUCCACUCCAUCAUCACCUUUCCGUAUUCUUUUCUUUGGAUCUGAUGCUUUUUCUGUAGCUUCUUUACGCGCAUUGAUCAACGAACAAAAAACAAAUCCAAAUGUAUUGGUGAAAUCGAUAGAGGUGGUCUCACCCCCAGAUCAAAGAGUCGGACGGGGUCUCAAAUCCAUAAAAAUCAGCGAAAUAAAAUCAUUUGCUAAAGAACAUCAAUUGAUUGUUCAUGAUGCACCGAUGAAAACACUUCAAGGUUGGAGGAUACCAAAGCCUAAAGAUGACGAAGACAAUGAUGCUUCAUCUGGAUCAUUUGAUAUUGGAAUUGUAGUCUCUUUUGGAUAUUUCCUAACUCAAGAGAUUCUUGACGCUCUUCCGAACGCCAUUAAUAUCCAUCCGUCCUUAUUGCCAAACUAUCGUGGUGCUUCUCCGAUUCAAUACGCAAUUAUGAAUGGAGACAAAGAGACGGGAAUUACGAUACUGGAAUUACACCCAAAGAUCUUUGAUGCCGGAAGGAUAUUGAGGCAGAUUACAUUGCCAAUUCCGCCGGAUUCCACAUACAAAAGAUUAGAAGCAUAUCUAGCCGAAAAAGGGGCUGAAUUGUUGAUCGAUACGUUACGCAACUUUUAUGAUUAUAAAGUGAAUGCGCAACCACAAGAUGUGAAACAAGUAACUAAAGCGCCGAAAAUCACCAAAGAGAUGUCCAUUAUAAAUUGGGACAAAUUGAUAGCAGAGCAAGUCGUACGUUUAGAUCGCGCUAUUUCUCACCAGUAUCCACUGCGUACCUGGUUCAACGGCCAUCAAAUCCAACUGUUCAAUAUUCACCUGAUCUCGGAUUCCUUAACCGGCACUGAGAAAGCACAGCCAGGCACAAUUUUUUAUCAGCACCCCCAAAAAUCAAUCCAAAUCGUUUGUGCAGAUGGCACGAGCGUGAUUGGUUGCACUUCCGUAAAAAUGGCAGAAAAGAAAGAAAUCUCGGUGAAGGAUUGGAUUAACGGGUAUCCAAUUACUAGUGGUGUUACGAGAUUUGGUGAUAAUUCGAAAAAGGAAUGA